AUGGAAGGAAACCGCGAACGACAAGCCGCAGAGCUAACCCUGCUCACAACAAUGUACCCCUCCGAGUUCUCCUGGCGCACAUCUCCACCNCCCAACCUCGAAACACCGACGACCAUAACCACCGACCCAAACUUCACCUUGACCAUCCACCCCAGUUACGCUCUCGAAUUUUCUCUUCCAGACACCUACCCCGAUACCCAAAAACCUCAUGUGUAUUUAUCUUGUGGUGGUGACGUAGCCACUGCGACACGCAAACGCGCGAGAGCAAAGCUGGCAGAACUGGUCGAGGAACAAGAGACUGGCAUGGAGAUGCUCGAUCUCAUUGUUACCCUCUUCACAGAAUACCUUCCCGAGUUGACCGCAGCCACGGCAAAUGUAGAUCAACAUCAAGACAAGGAGGGUAAUCACCAGCACCAUGCUUCAAGGAUCAAGCGAGUAGUCAUAUGGUCGCAUCAUCUGCUGGCCACCUCGAAACGAAAAGAUAUUCAAGCUUGGUCCAAGGAGUUGUCUCUGAGCGGCUACAGUCGUCCAGGCCAUCCUGGCAGUAUAUUCGUCGAGGGCGAUGAAGACCAGGUAGAUGAGUUCAUUCGUCGCUUGAAGCAAUUGCGCUGGCAAGCACUACAAGUCAGAGGCGAAGAGACUGCUGACAAGCGUAUUUGCGGUCCUGGCGACGGCGUACUCGAAGUUGAAGGACUGGGUGAAAUCGCAGAAGCACUCAAGAAGAUCGACGCUGACACUGCCGACCUGUUCCUCCAAGCCAUGAAGAUUGCAAAGACAGACUAG
Molecule: messenger RNA, 783 nt
Organism: Aureobasidium vineae
Lineage: Eukaryota; Fungi; Ascomycota; Dothideomycetes; Dothideales; Saccotheciaceae
Source: the annotation of a GenBank genome assembly